GCCUGCCGCGCCGCGCUGGGUCGGGGUGGCCAACGCUCCCGGCGCCUUCCCACCGCUGCCCGAGGCCCGGGGAGGAGCGGCCAGUGUUCGUGGGCGGGGGCGUGCGGCCUGGACUGUCCCGCCGGACGGGCAUUGUCUCCCCGCCCUCCCGGGCUCGAGGUGGGCCGCGCGCCGGCCACGGUCCGGGCGUCCAGCGGUGGGCGAGCGGCGCCGCGUCCGUCCCACGCCUGCUACCAGCGCGCCCCUCGCUCCCUACCCCGGACUCCCUCAUCGCCCUCCUCCGAGGCGCAGCUCCCGCGUGGCCGGUACCGCGUCUCGGCGGCAGAGAGCUGAGAGGGACUAGCACGGCCCGCGGGCGGCACCCUCACUCCACGGCCCUUUCCACCCCGACCCCCCUCCCCAUGACCUUGGGGGCCGGCCGGUCGGCACCUCGGUUCACGCGGGCUGUUGUCAUGGGUGUGGGAGGGCUUUUUUCACAGUCCCAGAACCUGGGCUUUGGCGGAGGUGAGCCCACAAGUUAAUUAGUUUGGAAGGACAUGACUGAAGACACUCAGUUCCUCCUCCUCUCUCCGGGUUUGUCCUGGCAGCCAGGCCAGGACCCCAAAGCUGGCCUGAGUGGAUCCUGCCAGGAGGGGCGACCACAUCUCGUCCACUGGUCAUGUGCGAAAGGGAGGGAGUGUGAGGCGGCUCCCUUGGAAUCACCAGCAGCUGGGUGGCUCAUGGAUGGUCCGGACACUGUUUGUCAGCGGCCUCCCUGUGGACAUUAAACCCAGAGAACUGUACUUGCUCUUCCGGCCGUUCAAGGGGUAUGAAGGGUCCCUGAUCAAGCUCACCGCGAGACAGCCUGUUGGUUUUGUGAUCUUUGACAGCCGGGCAGGAGCAGAAGCAGCCAAGAACGCGUUGAACGGUAUUCGCUUCGAUCCUGAGAACCCACAGACGCUGAGGCUAGAGUUUGCCAAAGCCAACACCAAGAUGGCCAAGAGCAAGCUGAUGGCGACUCCAAAUCCCAGCAACAUGCACCCCGCCCUAGGAGCACACUUGAUUGCACGGGACCCCUAUGACCUGAUGGGGGCUGCUCUGAUCCCUGCAUCCCCAGAGGCCUGGGCCCCCUACCCUUUGUACACCACAGAGCUGACCCCAGCCAUCUCCCAUGCUGCGUUCACCUACCCAGCUGCCACUGCCGCCGCCGCCGCCCUCCAUGCUCAGGUGCGCUGGUACCCUUCCUCUGACACCACCCAGCAAGGAUGGAAGUACCGUCAGUUCUGUUAGUUCUUCAGUCUGGUCACCGGGGAGUUGGUUUUGGGAAUCUAUGGUGGUGCCGGCACAGGCGCCCUGAGCUCCCACCGUCCCCGGGCGGCCUGUACAGAGCUGCUGCUGCCCUCCAGAGACUGUGAAUCCUAAGCCUGACUCAGUGGACUGCUUUCUGUUCCCCUCCCUCCUCUUCCUCAGCCCUGUUCUGCACCCUCAAGCCUUUCUCCAAUGCCUCCCAGGAGGAUUUAGGGACCUUCUCACUGAGGCAUCCAGGUCCCGCUCAGAGGCCUCACAGGGACCUGGCAAGGCCUGACCUCCCGCCCAAACCUGAUUCUGCAGCUCCCCCUCGAGAAAGCAAGGCGUUUGAUUUUGCAUGUUUUCUGGCAUGAAUGAAGACACUUACACUUGUGUAUAUGUGAGCGUACAGUUUGUUCUCACACUGUCACCAUAGCGACAGGUCCUGGCCCCCAGUGGUUCAUCCUGUCUGGCCCCUCCUCACCCUGCCCCUGCACCCACCCCGCUUCAGGGAAGCCCCGAGCCCUGUGGCCCCAUGUGCUUCCAGGCUUAGCUCCCACCUCCACCCAACUGAUAGAUGGGGUUUGCUUUUCGUUUCACACUGGGCUCCUCUGUUGCUGUCUUCUUGGACCAGCCCCCCACCCAUCCUGUUCACCUCUCCAGAGUGCACCCCACCCGCCGCUGCUCCGCGUUUCUUCCAAACCUCGAAACCAACCAGACCGUGAAAAGUAUUUUUGUACCCUGUGUAACAAAAUAUUUAUGCAUCAUAAAGGAUUUUUCAUGUGUGUACCAUUAAUUAUUAAAGAGACCUCGUUCGCCCUGUCAGAUAAGUUUAAUGUUUAGUUUGAGGCAUGAAGAAGAAAAGGGUUUUCGUUCUUCAGCAGCGAGCCUUUGUGUCAGGCAUUUGUUUAAGAAAAUGAAAUGAAGGAAACGUUGUGCAAUGUUUUUUGUUUUGAGCAUAUCAGUGCUUUACCGUCAGCCACAGCUGUGACCGUCUGGCCAUUUCAGAGUCGGGAGCCGAGGUGGCUGUUGCCAUUGCUGACCCUGUGAGAAUGUGAAACUGGAUAAUAUAUGAAAUGCAAAAUAAAACAAAAUCAAGAUGA
Molecule: messenger RNA, 2369 nt
Organism: Callithrix jacchus (white-tufted-ear marmoset)
Lineage: Eukaryota; Metazoa; Chordata; Mammalia; Primates; Cebidae
Source: RefSeq, a predicted model, not a curated record